This is a messenger RNA of Hypoxylon fragiforme, 1629 nucleotides long. RefSeq lists its product as uncharacterized. The record is from RefSeq and is a predicted model, not a curated record. The transcript is spliced from 2 exons. The coding region runs from base 1 to 1629 and encodes 542 amino acids. NCBI's taxonomy places the organism in Eukaryota, Fungi, Ascomycota, Sordariomycetes, Xylariales, Hypoxylaceae.
AUGACUGUGGAAAUCGUCACUGUUGUGAACUCGUCGGGGAAGAUUAUUAGCAAUGGCAGACACUUAAUCAACGUCCUCAAAGAGGCGAGAGCUUCUUAUCAAGAAAAGAAAGCUGCUAUAAAAGCAGAACGCGCUGUUAGGCGUAGCGAGACCUUUGAUGUGGGACCACGGUAUUACGAUGGGAUUGAUUAUGAUGCUUCACCUCGCCGAGCAUCCCACGAUGACAACGCCUCCUUCGCCUCGUCUCGUAGGAGCUAUCGUUCAAAAACCCGCGAGGGGUCUAGAUUCCGGUCCAGUUCACGGCCGGGGCGGGCAUUGACGGAAAACAACCUCAAGACACUCAGCGAGGUUUCGUCUACGGCUCCUUCACGCCCUCCUGUUGCGUACCGCUCGCCAUACGCAGAGACCACUCCCCGGGACAUGAUGUUAAGUCGCCCAAGCCUAGCACAUGCACCAACAGCGCCUACCUACAUUGCUGAGCCAACACCGAUGCAUAUGGUACCUGUGUCCCGAUCACUCUCGGAUCCGGCCAUGAGGGGGAAGGGGAAGGAUAUUGAUAUGAACUUGGCAUACGGAGAUGUGCCUCCCGACUUGGGAGACAGGGAUGACUUGGAUCCUGUCGUUGAGCAACCUCCAGAACAGAAGGAGGAAAAGGCGAUGACUCUGAUAGAAAAAAUUGAGCAUCUACUGACGGAAGCUCAAUGCUUGCACCAUACGGCAACACAUAUCAUUCAGCAUUUGCAAACCAAUCCUGACGCGGCGGCGGCCGUCGCCCUCACCCUCGCCGAGCUUUCUGCGAUACUUGGAAAGAUGUCACCCUCUUUCCUUGCCGUCCUCAAAGGCGGAAGCCCUGCCAUAUUUGCGCUAUUAGCAAGCCCCCAGUUCCUAAUCGCGGCAGGAGUGACGGUAGGAGUAACGGUGGUUAUGUUUGGAGGCUGGAAGAUCGUCAAGCGAAUCACAGAGUCCAAAGAAACUGUUUCCCCGAUGGCCGUUGCAGCAAACCAGGGGCAGAUGGCCGAACCCCGCCAGGCUCCUUAUCCAGAGUCGGAGAUUAGUGAGGGCUUCGACGAGGCGCUGAUUCUCGAGGAAGAACUGAGUUCUAUCGAGACGUGGCGCCGGGGCAUUGUUCCGUUUGGUGAAGAUGAGGGGGCAGAUCUGGAGCUAAUCAGCCCUGAGGCCGAUCGUGCGAUGCGGAAUCAAUUCGGUGGGGAUGAUGCACGCACCGAGCGCAGUUCCCGAACUCAUCGGUCAUCAAAAACAACCAAGGCUACCAAGACCAGCAAGACCAAGACAGACAAGACGACAAAGACGGACAAGUCGCAGAAGGCGCACAAGAGCCGGAAAGAAAGCUCAGGUGACCAUAGUAAGGAGGUCGACGCUGCGAGUGAAGCGGGUAGCCAUCGUAGCCACCGCAGCACACGAAGUCAUCGGAGUGACAAGACAGACCGCACCUCCAAAACUAAGCAUUCCGAAAAAGUAACGCUGAAGUCGAUCGACGAAGGCCACGGCGACCGAGAUAACUCAACCAAUGCAGUACUCCGUCCGAAGAAGGACAACAUGCUCAAGUCUUUGUUCAAGAAGAAGAAGGACCGAGACGAGAAAGACCGGGCUUAUUCGGUAGUUGAAUAG